AUGACAUUAUCCAAAAGGCUUCAACAAAAUUUUUUUAAAGAUGAUGUUGUUGAAGUAGCUAAAAAGCUUAUUGGAAAGCUUAUUUGUCGAAAAUUCGAAGAUGGCACAAUCAAAAAAUUUCGAAUUAAUGAAACGGAAGCAUAUGCAGCUCCAGAUGAUGCUGCAAAUCACUAUAAUAGCUACAACGAAAAGAAGAAAAGCCAAUUAAAUAUAGAAAAAGGUUUAUUGUAUUUGUAUAUUUGUUAUGGAAUUUAUUGGAUGGUUAAUGUUACAGCUGGACAAGGAAGCAAACCAGAGGGUUGUUUAAUUAGAGGCAUUGAAACUGCUCCGGGACCAGGAAGAACAGGGGCAAGAUUAGAAGUUUCAAAAUCAAUGCAUGGAAUUGAUUUAACAACAUCAGAUAUUAUCUGGAUAGAAGAUGACGGCAAUAAUUGGGACUAUAUUUCAACACCUCGAGUAGGUAUUGAUUAUGCUCCUGAACCAUGGCUAAGUAAACCAUGGAGAUUUUAUCAUGAAACGGAAGAAUCGAGAAAAUAUGCCUCAAGGCUUGGUAAAUCAAAACCAAAGAAGAAGAAAAAAUCUGAUGAUGAAAAAUCUUCUCAGAAAUAA
Molecule: messenger RNA, 609 nt
Organism: Trichomonas vaginalis G3
Lineage: Eukaryota; Parabasalia; Trichomonadida; Trichomonadidae
Product: DNA-7-methyladenine glycosylase protein
Exons: 1
Coding region: 1-609 (202 amino acids)
Biological process (GO): base-excision repair
Molecular function (GO): DNA binding; alkylbase DNA N-glycosylase activity
Source: RefSeq, a predicted model, not a curated record